This is a messenger RNA of Sipha flava (yellow sugarcane aphid), 2302 nucleotides long. RefSeq lists its product as uncharacterized. The record is from RefSeq and is a predicted model, not a curated record. The coding region runs from base 380 to 1297 and encodes 305 amino acids. The transcript is spliced from 2 exons. NCBI's taxonomy places the organism in Eukaryota, Metazoa, Arthropoda, Insecta, Hemiptera, Aphididae.
UUUCCAUAUAUUCUCUAUAUGAUUGUCUUUACGAUAACAUACUUAUUAAUCUUCAAAGAUGAAAUAAAAUAAAAUUGUUUAACACUAAUGUAUGUACUAAAGCUAAUUUUACAGUUAUAUUUGUGUAAUAACCGUCCACGCGCCCGCUCGAAGAUUAAAUUAUAUCUUAUCUAUAUUUGUAUAUUUCUUAUCGAGCUUUUCUUAUUCAGUUAUUACACACUGUCACAUCGUGCAUUAUUGUCUAUUUAUGCUCUGUUAAUUGUUCUAUGUUCAUAAAUCUCGAUACCGUAUAGCAUAAAUGCUUUACAUUUUAUUUACGAAUUAUAUUUUGAAAAAAAGUGCAUAGUUCUUUAAUUUAAUAUUGAAUAUUUAUUAUAAAAUGGCUUCAUCGUCAUCACAUAUUGUUCUACGUACGCAUGAUGAAGUAUAUUUAGUUGGAAAUGUGAACAACCAAAUCGUUGGCAGUAAGUUACCAUCUAUCAAACAACUUUUGAGUGUGCUAUUUUAUAAUUUGAGACAUGUAAAAUUAAAUUUGCGGGAAAGUGCAAUAUUGGUAUAUAAAGAAAUAGUACUAUUUUUGCAAAAACCGAGAAUACAAGUUCGAGAUGAGCAGCACUGUAAUUUAAAAUUGGAAAAAUUAUAUCAAAACUUACGAGAGUUACAAAAAUCGGCUAAAAGAGCAUCAGAAAAAAAUACUAUAAAUGUCAGUGGGUUCAAGGAAAAAUUAAAUAACUUAUUAGAUGUAUCUCAUUCAAAUGCAUUAAGUGUGAUGAAAAUUGAGGAAGAUAAAAAAUUUUUACUAAUGCAAAAAGAAAAAGGAAGACCGGGUUGCAUGUUGGGAACUGAUAGAAAUUUGGCAAAAAAAGAAAACAGGGCCUAUGUCAACUUACAAAAAACCGAAAAACGUCGAAAAAGAGCAAAAAUAGAAAUUGAACAAUUAGAUCACACCGUACAAAUAGAUUUCAAUACUGAUAACAAUUCAACUGAAGAAGAGGUUGAUAUAGAAGAAGACAUAAUACCAAGUCCACCAAGUUCAUCAUGUAGUAAAAAACAGAGAGGAUCAAGAGAUUUUAUGACUCCUAAACUACUCGCUGCAUUAGAUAAAUGUAAGUUGAGUGAUCGCGAUGCUGUUCACAUAAUAAUAUCAAUUGCUGACGCCCUAAGUAAUGAUGUUUCUAAAUUAAUAAUAAAUCGAUCAACAAUUCAACGUGAUCGAAUUAGGUUUCGAGAAAAUAAAACGAUUGAACUUCAAAAAAAAUUUAAUUUGCUAGAAAAAGAGUCUAUUGUCUUACAUUGAGAUGGAAAACUUCUACCAGAUAUUACAUAUGGAAAAUCAAAAGUAGAUAGGUUACCUGUAAUUGUUUUGUUUGAGGGAAUAACUCAAUUACUUGGUGUGCCAAAGCUCAAAAGUGGUACUGGAGAACAACAAGCAAAUGCAAUAUUUGAUAUUAUAAAUGUAACAAAUAAAGUACAAGCUUUAUGUUGUGACACGACGGUAUCAAACACAGGUCGCUUGAAUGGUGCCUAUAUUAUAUUGGAUCAACUGAUAUUAAUUAAUAAUUAAUAUUUAUAAUUAAUCUUUUAUAUUUACCUUGUAGGCGACAUAUAUUCGAAUUAGUGCUAAGAAGUGUUUUUGAAGUUAAAUUAAAAAUAAAUACUAUUGGUCCUGAUGUUCCUAUUUUUAAAAAAUUCCAACAAGCCUGGCCCGAAAUUGACUUAAAAAAGUAUGAAAUUGGAAUAAAUUAUGAAUUUGUAAAAUCUAUAGUUGGAAAAAAUAAAUCUCAAAUUAUAGACUUCUGUUUACAAAAUUUUUAAAAAAAAACAAUGUAGAGAUGAUUACAAAGAAAUUCUAGAGUUGACUAUUAUUUUUCUAGGUGAAAACCUACCAAAUGGUAUAAUGUUUCACUAUCCUGGUGCUUUUCACCAUGCCAGGUGGAUGUCAAAGGCAAUUUAUUUAACCAAAAUAUAUAUAUGUUUCGAAAACAAUUUAAACUUAAUGUUCGAGAAGAAAAUGCAUUUCGAGAUAUAUGUAUUUUUUCUAGUUACGAUAUACGUAGAAGCAUGGUUUAGAUGCCCUGCUGCAAUCGAAGCACCUUAUAAUGACUUUAUAUUUUUAAAAAAAUGAAUCGAAUACCCAGAUAAAGCUAUUCCUGAAACAGCUGCACAUAAAUUUUGUGGACACUUAUGGUAUCUUGCGCCGGAAAGUAUAGCCUUAUCAUUUUUUGAUUUUCGGGUGCCAACCGAAAUUAAAAUUAAAAUGGUCGAAGCACUUAAAUCAACGCAGAACAAUGAUGAUACAAUU